AUGAAAAGGGCCUCGACUGAGGCUCUCGGCUGGAAGGCUCUCGGUUCGGAGACAACGGCUCGAUUUGCUGCAGCCCGAUGGCUUGCUGCUCAAGGCCUGGACUGCUCGAGUUUCCUCGACUGUGCUCGAUCCCGCCGGUCGAGGUCGAAGAUUGAGGUCUGUCCAGAAACGGCCGCCAGUUGUCGAGAGCUUGAUCGCCGAGAGCUCAAAAUCGCCGGGCAACGGUCGGGACUCGCGAAUCUAGUGUUGUGGGACCUCGGCGGUGUUCGAUUUGGCCUUGGAUGGUGGUCGGGUGUCGCGGAUUCCGGCCUCGCGACGGCUCAGCAGUGGUUGGUCGGGGCUCAUCGGAGGUUGGAUGUAGCUCGACGUCGGGGAAAAGCUCCGUCGCUGCUGCUCAAAGUUCGGUCUCGCGGUGGCGUGCUCGGUAAAUCGCCGGACAAGGAUAAAAGCUCACCGGUCGGAGUGAGUUCGAACUUGCCGGGAUUGUUGAUGCUCGUCUCUGCCGAGGAGAGAGAGAGAGAGAGACGACGGGAGAUCGAAGAGGAAUGGCGUGGCUGUGAGAUUAAGUUCUGA
Striga asiatica is the source of this 573-nucleotide messenger RNA. NCBI's taxonomy places the organism in Eukaryota, Viridiplantae, Streptophyta, Magnoliopsida, Lamiales, Orobanchaceae. The record is from the annotation of a GenBank genome assembly.